AUGGCUCAAAAUAAUGCUUACUCUCUUCAACAUACAUCUAUUAUCAAACUCGACCAAAAGAACUUUGUUCUAUGGCGUUCUCAAGUUGUACCUUCUCUCAAAGGAUACGGAUUCUUUGGAUUUGUCAAUGGAGAUCUCCCAGCUCCUGUUAAAACCGAAGAAGCAUCGACUUCCACUGAGCUUCAGGCCUGGGAACAACAAGAUCAACGUUUGUUAAGUUGGCUUCUCGGAACACUAUCUGAAUCAGUGUUUGCACAGGUCGCAGGUGAAAACUGUAUUUCAUCUCAAUACCUCUGGGAAACACUUGAACGACGUUUCGCUACUCAAUCCAAAGCUAGACUAAUGCAGCUCCGCCUUCAACUUCAAACUAUCAAAAAAGGAGAAUCAUCCAUGGAGUCUUAUCUCCAAGCUAUCAAGGUCAUAACUGAUAACCUUGCGGCUGCCGGGCAAAAAGUUGCAGACGAAGAUCUUAUUCUCUACGUUCUUGGUGGCCUUGGACCCGAGUAUGAAUCCCUUCUAGUCGCAGUUACUACACGUCCAGAUUCUAUUAAUGUCGACGAUCUUUCUGGAUUACUUCUCACACAUGAAAUCAGACUUGAGUCUCUCUAUGCCAACUCGCCAACUACUAAUGUUGUAUAUAGCCGUCGCGGAACUUCAGCGACUACGAAUCAUACUAAUAAAGGUGUAUUUUCUCCCUCUUUUGGAUCUGCUACUCGUCCAUCGACACCAGGUGGCUCUUUUCACUCACAACAGAGUGCCUCUACUACAUCUUCUAUUUUAGGACAGCCAUCAAAUUUCUUUAAUUCAAGGACUGGCCCAUCUCGCCCUCAUCGUCCCUAUCGUGGUUCUCAAAAUCAAAAUCGGCCUAAAUGUCAAACAUGUGGUCGUUUUGGACAUCUCUCUAAUAUGUGUCGUUCUGGUUUAAUUUGUCAACUUUGUAAUAUUCUAGGACAUUCUGUAGGAACUUGUCGACGCAGAUUCGACCAGAACUUUUGUUCAUCUUCCUCAUCGGCAGCUAUGAUGGCAACUCCAUCUAUUGUAUCUGACUCAGCUUGGUACCCUGAUUCUGGAGCAACUGAUCAUUUGACUGCUAACUUGGAAUGUAAAAGGGCAUCCUUAUCUUUAACAGCCUCCAUAUCUUUAAUAACAUCUAGGAUAUAA
Impatiens glandulifera is the source of this 1161-nucleotide messenger RNA. RefSeq lists its product as uncharacterized. Bases 1 to 1161 code for a protein of 386 amino acids. NCBI's taxonomy places the organism in Eukaryota, Viridiplantae, Streptophyta, Magnoliopsida, Ericales, Balsaminaceae. The transcript has a single exon. The record is from RefSeq and is a predicted model, not a curated record. Gene Ontology annotation, molecular function: nucleic acid binding; zinc ion binding.